Messenger RNA from Fonsecaea nubica, 1320 nucleotides. RefSeq lists its product as hypothetical. The transcript is spliced from 3 exons. The record is from RefSeq and is a predicted model, not a curated record. Gene Ontology annotation, molecular function: sarcosine oxidase activity; saccharopine oxidase activity; flavin adenine dinucleotide binding. The coding region runs from base 1 to 1320 and encodes 439 amino acids. NCBI's taxonomy places the organism in Eukaryota, Fungi, Ascomycota, Eurotiomycetes, Chaetothyriales, Herpotrichiellaceae.
AUGACGUCCGGCAAGCAGUCGUACCUCAUCGUCGGGGCUGGCGUGUUCGGAGUAUCCACUGCCUAUCACCUUAUCAAGAAGUACCCUGGAGCAUCGGUGACGCUGGUUGACCGGGACGCCUAUGAUGCAGAGAGCCGGGUAGCUGCCUCGUGGGACUGGAACAAGGUGGUGCGCGCCGACUACGACGACAUAGUCUACUGUCGACUGGCUCUCGAGGCACAAGACAUCUUCGAGACGGAUCCGCUGUGGCAGCCGUAUUUCCAUAAGACGGGCAUCUUCUGGACGUGUCGCAGCAACUAUGCACAGGAAGUUAUCGACAACUACAAGAAACUCGGUCGGGCUGCCGAUCUUCGAGCCGUGUCCGUUGACGAGGCCCGGAAACUGUAUGGAGGCUUGUUCGAGGACGCUGACUACAACGGUGUCCAGGAGGUGCUGGUAAACAAGACCAGUGGCUGGGCUGCUGCAGGAGAUGCCUUGCGAGCUGUCACCCGCAAAGCUAUCGAACUCGGUGUGAAGUAUGUAACGGCCGAAGUGACGAGCUUGCAGCUGGACAAUGGAGGUCGUUGUCGUGGUAUUAAGACGUCGAGAGGACAGACCUUGACAGCCUCGCACGUUAUCAUUUGCACAGGCGCAUAUACGCCGAAGCUGCUGGAGCUGAGCGCGGCAGACACCGGCCUCAAGGAUCUUCGCACCGAAGGCAGGAUUGUCGCCGGCGGCAUCACCACGGGGAUGACGAAACUCGAUGACGAGUCCUAUAAGAGGUUUGCAGACAUGCCCGUGGGAGUCCAAGGGUACACUGCACAGAUCGGUCCAUUUAUCGGUAGUCUCCCGCCAACCCCGGACAGAGAAAUCAAGUGGUGGGGACAGACCAUCUUCAAAAACACCCACGAAGUGCUUCCCGGACGCCAGGUUUCCGCGCCGCCCGCACAACCAGACUACGCUCAGUGGAACGUGUCCCGAAAACUAAAGGAAGACAUCGACUACGCGAACAAGGUGUUUUACGGCAAGAACGGCGCCAACUGGACGCUGGAGAAGCAUCGUAUCUGCUGGGACGCCUUUACCACGAGCUCCGACUUCAUCAUCUCGCCACACCCGGCGGCGAGGGGCCUGUACCUCGCGACCUGCGGCUCCUUCCACGGCUACAAGUUCUUCCCCGUGCUGGGCAAGUACGUCGUCGAGAUGCUCGAGGGGUCCCUGUCGCCGGAGCUGGUCGAGAAAUGGGCCUGGGACCGCGAGCGGCCGGACCCGUCCCUCAACCCGGACUACCCGCGGUGGGAGAUGAAGGAUUUCUUGGACCCGGUCAGGACUUCGAAGCUGUAA